Molecule: messenger RNA, 1378 nt
Organism: Nothobranchius furzeri (turquoise killifish)
Lineage: Eukaryota; Metazoa; Chordata; Actinopteri; Cyprinodontiformes; Nothobranchiidae
Product: myozenin-2
Cellular component (GO): Z disc; actin cytoskeleton
Molecular function (GO): actin binding; telethonin binding; FATZ binding
Source: RefSeq, a predicted model, not a curated record
AUGUAAAUCUCUGUGCUCGCCCCAACCCCCUGAUCGACUUUUUAUAACCCCUCCUCAGUUCAUCCUCACUCUCUCACCCGUCUGCUAAAAUAAACUCAGUGAGCUCAGUGCUGGAGGCAUCCCCACUUCGGGUUUUUACAGACUGGUCCUGGUCCACUGAGAAGUGGGAGAACUGAGGCUGGAAGCAUCUCAGGUCUGGUCCAGGAGAAAGUACCAGAACCACUGAGACUGGCUCAAAAACGGAGGGAACAGGAAGCAAAGUGUGCAACGGCUGAGGAUGAUGCAUUCGGGGCUGGAUGAAGUGACCAAGCAGAGGAUGUUGCAGGCUAAGGUUCUGUCUCAGGAGGCCAGAGGAGGUUUGAACUUGGGGAAGAAGAUCAGUGUUCCUAAAGAUGUGAUGAUCGAAGAGCUCAACCUUUCCUCUAAUCGAGGCUCCCGCAUGUUUCAGGAGAGACUGAGGAGAGCCGAGAAGUUUACCUUGGAGAACGCCUCCGGCAGCGCUUACAUCAAUGUUCAUCUUGAGGCUGAUCCUCCCCAGCAGAUAGCCCUAGAGCCACAGGGAGGAAAAGAGAACCAGGCUUUCUCCAUCCCCGGUAAGCAUAGCCUGAUCAUGAACCUUCAGAAGACUGUAGCAAAGAAGGGCUGUCCCGAUGUCCUUGCUCCAGGAUAUUCAAGACCAUUAAAGCAAAUUCCCCAUGAGAAGUUCAACACAACCGUAAUCCCAAAGUCCUACUGCUCCCCAUGGAGGGAAGCUUUGGGAGACGAGGAGGUUUUGAACGCCCUCAACACCCAGCUGCCCCAAGUCCCACAAAGACAACAGCCUGCCAACUACAGGUGCUUCAACAGAUCUCCUAUGCCAUUCGGGGGCAUGAUGGCCAGCAAGAGAGUGAUUCCAGUGAUUGGCUUUGAGGCUCUGGAGUCCCAGAAUCUUCCUGGUGAGACACUGGACCGGAUGUGCCAAAGACCCAACUUCAACAGAGCGCCCAGAGGAUGGGGAUUCGACUUCAGCCCCGAGUCUAAUGAACUCUGAUGAGAAGUUAACAAGCUACAGACUGGAACACAAACCUCCCACAAGGCCAUCGCUCUGCUCAUCAUAAGAUUUGUUUGAUGGUAGAUUUAUACAAGUUUGAGAGGAAUCCAUCCCUGGUUUGUCAGUCUUACAGAUCCUCACCAACUUACCCAACAACCUGCUUCUCGCUAUUCUGCUUUUAUUUUUUUCUCAACAAAAACACAAACCCACCAACUUCUCUGCAGGGAUAAAACACACAAAGAAUAGCUGACCUAACUGAAUAAUUUUAAUGAUUUGAAAACAUUCAAAGAAACUCUUACAAUGAUUUAAGAUGUUGAAUGUCAAGAAUGUGUCAAAUAAAAAAGUACA